AUGUUUGCAUUUCUGUUGAUCGCAUAUCUACUGAUUUCGCCGCAGAUUGACUUCAUUGAUGGCAAAGUGGACCCAACUGUUGCCUACAGAGAUGGGCCUGUCAUGAGGGCUAAGACACUACACUCGCACCACCACAGGCCAGAGUCGUUGGGCGUUGAAAAGGAUGUGAAUCUACGACAACCGGCCGACCCGGUAGCUAUUGAAACAACUGUUGAUACCCCUGUAGACUCUGGUAAUCCCAACCCAAGUGCCAGUGAUGCGCCAGCAUCUGUCGACCCAAAUAGUGGUACCGGUGGUGAGAACGACCCUACAACUGAUCCAACAACAGUAGUAGAUCCAGUGGUGACAUCAGAUGCUAACAACACCGGUGGUAAUGCUAAUGAACCUGCAGCCCCUGUCCCUGAUGACAAUAUACAAGAGGAUGACAUACCGGGUGACCCGCCAAUUGCACCCCCAAAUGAACCUAAGAAGCCUGGAAAGGGUGGUAAACCAAUCAAUAUUGUAAUCUAUAUAUUGAUCAUAAUCGCCAUCAUUAGUAUCGUUGCUUUGGCAGUGAUUUGGGGUUAUUUGAAAUACAAAGACAAUGAAAGUCGAGAGAAACCGACAGAAGAGACCAAAAUCGGUGCCGCCGUAGUCUCGAAGCCUGAGCCCACAGCGGGACCUCCCUCUGAGAAACAGGACUCAAAGGAGGCGUCGACUGAUAAACCGCCAUCAGAUGAGGGCAAGGAUGCGAAGAAAGAGUCGAAAACUACCGGCGCCGACACUAAGGCCAUCGACCAAAAGUCCACCGAACCAGACGUUCCCGGAGUCUAA
This is a messenger RNA of Oppiella nova, 813 nucleotides long. NCBI's taxonomy places the organism in Eukaryota, Metazoa, Arthropoda, Arachnida, Sarcoptiformes, Oppiidae. The record is from the annotation of a GenBank genome assembly.